GCCGCCUUUUACGUAAAAUACUGAAGAAAGCCCUUGGACUCCCAAAAGCUCUAACGGUUCACCGCUCACGCUAGUAACGCCGAACUUUGAGAUUUCUUCGGGUGAAAAAGUUUGUUUUGUUUCUUACCAAGAAAGUGAAAAAAUGGAAGACUCUUUACGAAUCCAAAGAUUCGAUCAACUUCCAUCAGCUACACAGUUUGCCUCUCAGAUUGAAUCUCGAAAUGUUCCCGCUGUGUUCGUUGGAUGCGUUAAGGACUGGAAAGCUGUUUCCAAGUGGAAUCCUUGUAAUGGCGGCCUCGACUAUUUGGAGGAACGGGUAGGAUCAUUCAUGGUGGAGGCUAUGUUAUCUAGAACUGCACCGGUGUUUUAUGGUGAUCUUAGAAGCCAUGAGAGGGUUCCAUUACCAUUUUCAACUUUUAUUGGCUUUUGUAAACAGCAUAGGCAAAAUGUUGACAAUUCUUGCAGCUUUAAUUCUAAUUCAGAAGGGCAUAAACCAGGAGAAUCUGACACAGAGCAAGGAUGUUCACCAUUUGUAGAUGCUGCUCCACAACAAAUCUACCUAGCACAGGUUCCAAUUAUAAAUGCUGAGAAUGAAGAAAGGGUUCAACUGGAAACUUUAAGGGAGGACAUGCAAUUGCCUGCAAUUUUGGAAGAAAAGAAUCUAUCUUCUAUUAAUUUGUGGAUGAACAAUGCCAAAGCUAGAUCAAGUGCUCACUAUGAUCCUCACCAUAAUCUCCUAUGUAUAGUUACUGGAAGGAAACAAGUUGUUUUAUGGCCCCCUUCUGCAAGUCCCAUGUUAUAUCCCAUGCCUAUAUACGGGGAGGCCUCAAACCAUAGUUCUGUUGCUUUGGAAAACCCUGAUUUUUCAGUUCAUCCAAGAGCACAAUAUUCCAUGGAAUACUCUCAGAAGGUUAUUCUUCAUGCAGGUGAUGCACUUUUCAUUCCUGAAGGCUGGUUCCACCAGGUAGAUAGCUAUGAUUUAACAAUUGCUGUUAAUUAUUGGUGGUGCUCCAGCAUAAUGUCCAGCCUGGCAGAUCACAUGGAUGCAUAUUAUUUGCGCAGAAUACUUAGAAGAUUGACAGACAGAGAAAUGGACCAAGUACUUCUCAAGGGUUCUACUGCUAUGUGGAGACAGGAGAGGAAUAUACCAGAGCUGCCUUGUAACAAAGCCAUUCUUUGUGAAUUAAACUUGAUAACUUUUUUACCAGAUCAAGUAGACCAUAGCUUGGAUCAGGCUAGUCAGAGAAAGGAUUUGAAAGGGAAGGAACAAAAACAUAGCCUUCUUUUGCAUGAAUUGGAACCUUAUGCUCUCCAGGCUCUUCAUAAACUAGUUGCUUUAGUUCAAGACCGUGUUAAUGCUUCUGAUCAGAACAAACCAGUGUUGUCUACUUCAACAAAUGGUUUGAUGUGUUACGCGAUAGAUGAGCGAAAUAAAACUUUAAUGACUGAAAUAUUUCAUUUAGAAGAUGAUCCAGUAGCUAAAAUUCUCUGGAUCCUUGAACCGUGCAACUUUCAGGAUAUGUUUCUUGCCAUGGCGCACAACUUCCCCCGAACUUUGGAAGCUUUAAUACUGCACUUGCUUUCACCAGUGGGGGCAGAAGUCCUUACUCGAAAAUUUGAUGAUAUAGAUAAGCAGAACUCUGAAGAACAUCGGAACAAAUUCUACCAGGUCUUCUAUGGUGUAUUUGAUAACCAAUUUGCAGCGAUGGAUGCCAUUCUAAAUGGGAAAGAGUCAUUUGCACGCCAGGCAUUUAAAAAUGUGUUGGAUAAAUACUUGGGGGGGAAUUUUAAUGUACCAAAACUGUGUGUUGGGCGAGACAUCUUGUGACACAUUCUUCUUUAGGAAUUGGUCCCAUGGUGUUCUGGAGAUGGUAAAUUGAUGCAUGUUUCAUCUCAGAAGCUUUCUGUCGCAAUCAGUGCUUUUACAUGUGUGUUAUCAACAAUUUUGUAGAAUAUAAAUCGUUACAAACCUUGGAUAGUGCAGCAUAUCUCAGUUAUUCUUAGAUGCUGUAUGAUUUAAAUUACAAAGCUCUUCCAUUGCCCUACCUGAAUGUUUUAUUAAGACUAUAUGGCAAGCAUAAACAUGUUUAGGGAAAGAAUAUCUCGAACAUGAACUAGAUGAAAAUGGUAAGCAUUAUGGGGAUAUGAUAAUUAACUUGAAACAAAUAUGUGCUUAAUUGAACCCUGAAGUGCAUUGAAGAGAAGAAAAGCAGGGUGACAGCAGUCUUCCUAGAAGUUAACCACCUGCACACAAUAACACCAACCUGCAUUAUUUGAUGUUUGAAAUGGGCAUUAAGAUUGCCAUGAUGCUAGGGACUUUCCUUUAUGAUUUUGUUAGAAAUGACUAUUAGUGGUGAGUAAAUGGGGACCUGUUCUACUCAUAGCGGAUAGCGGAUGCUAUCUAUAUAUCGUGAUUGUUGAUCUCUUUGUUGUAGUCUGUGUCUUGUAACUUUCUUUUGCUAAGCUUCUAUUACUAAAUUGUAAAGUUUUUAAAGAGGAAAAUAGCAAGUAUUAAUGAAAAUGGGCUUUUACAGUUAUUGGCUUAAACAACAUGGUAGAAACAUGC
Molecule: messenger RNA, 2566 nt
Organism: Durio zibethinus
Lineage: Eukaryota; Viridiplantae; Streptophyta; Magnoliopsida; Malvales; Malvaceae
Product: 2-oxoglutarate (2OG) and Fe(II)-dependent oxygenase superfamily protein
Source: RefSeq, a predicted model, not a curated record